CGGAUGGCGGCGGCUUUGCAGGUGCUGCCGGUGCUGCUGGUGGUGGCACGGCGGGUAAUGGUGCUGCUGGUGCUGCCGGUGCUGGUGGUGCUACCAGUGCUGCUGCUGGUGGGGCUCCUGCGCCGCUCAAUCUGCAGGAGGAGCUGCGGCGCAUAGCGGCCAUCCGCCCAGACAGUCCCGAGGCCAUCCCCCUCAUCCUGCGCCUGGACCCGCCCGCCUGGGCCCGAGUGGCCGCCUCCCACCGGGUGGGGCGCAGCGGGGCGGAGUGCGCCGCCUACUACCGACACAACCUGAGACCGGGGCUGCAGUGGCCGCUGGAGGAGAGUCGGCGGCUGAUGGAGCUGGCUGACCAGUACGGCAGGCGGCAUUGGGACCGCAUCGCGCAGGAGCUGGGCACGGGCCGCACGGCGGGUCAGUGUCUGGCGCACUGCCUGCGCUGGUCGCGGUUCGACAAGCGGCCGCAGCGGACGGCAUGGAGCCAGGCGGACAACCAGCUGUUGAAGGCCCUGGUAGCCCGGUACGGCACUGAUUGGGUGGCGGUGGCGGAGGGCUUCGGCGGGAAGUUUGACCGUCACCAGGUUCGCGACCGCUGGCACGGCGUCAUGACGGCUGCCGGCCCCCGUCGCACCGGCAAGUGGGCCCCGGAGGAGGAUGAGCUGUUGCGGCAGGCUGUUGCUGAGUUGGGUCGGCGGUGGACUCAGGUGGCCCCCCGGGUGCCCGGCCGCACCGCUCGGCAGUGCCGGGAGCGGUUCGUGAACCUGCUUCAGCCGGGACUCAAGUUCGGGGCGUUCAGCGAGGAGGAACAGCGGGUGCUGGUGGAGGCAUGUCGGGAGCUGCAGUCCGCCUACGGCCGCAUCAUCUGGUCGCGGGUGGCGGAGCGGCUGCCCGGGCGCACGGACGACCAGUGUAGCAGGGCGUACGAGGGGCUGGUACGGCAUGACAAGGUGCAUGUGGGUCACAAGCCGGGUGGAGGCAGCCACGAGGUGAAGGAGGAGACAGCGGCGGCGGCGAAGAGGAGGAGGAGGGGUUCGUCGGCCGCACGUAAGCGGAAAGCAGGAGCUGCUCGGGAGGAGGAGGAGGAGGAGGAAGAGGAGGAAGAGGAAGAGCAGUCGGGGGCAGGGAGUGAAGAGCAGGAGGAGGAGGGAGAGGAGGAAGAGCCACAACGGGGGCGGAAGCCAAAACGGCGACGGAAGAAGGAGGACGACGACGAGGAGGAGGAGGAAGAGAAGCAACCGCUGCCGCAGCAGCAGCAGCGGAAACGGAGGCGGACGCCACGCCUGAAGGAAGAGGAGGAGCAGCAGCCGCAGGCACCGCAUCGAAAGGGGACGCUGCGUCGGAAGAAAGCACUCCAGGAACCGCAGGAAAAACACCAUCAGCAACACCAAGAGGGGUCGCACCCAGGACAGGAAGAGGAACCGGAACAGGGAAGACGGCGACGGCCGCCUCGGCAGCAGCAGAAGAAGGGUAGUGUUCAAGUCAACCCGGAUGCGGACUCGCAUAAAGAAGAGGAAGCGGCAGGCGCUGUGGGGAACGCAGCAACCGGGGAGCAGCCCCGGCGACAGCGGCCGUCGCGACAGCAGCAGCAGAAGCAGCAAAAGCAGCAGCAGCAGCAGAAGCAGCAGCAGAAGCAGGCCGUGCAGGCUUCCGCUCUUGCCGAUGAAGACAAGGUGGGGGACGAGGCCGCGGCUGGAAGUGAAGCUGCGGCUGCGGCAGAGCCCGCGAAGGCAGCGGCGGCAGGGCGCCCUCCUGCGGGGCAGCGGGCAGGUCGCAGCAGGAGGGGCCGGGCGACGGC
This is a messenger RNA of Astrephomene gubernaculifera, 1792 nucleotides long. The record is from the annotation of a GenBank genome assembly. Lineage: Eukaryota; Viridiplantae; Chlorophyta; Chlorophyceae; Chlamydomonadales; Astrephomenaceae.